Penicillium maclennaniae is the source of this 2310-nucleotide messenger RNA. RefSeq lists its product as uncharacterized. The coding region runs from base 1 to 2310 and encodes 769 amino acids. NCBI's taxonomy places the organism in Eukaryota, Fungi, Ascomycota, Eurotiomycetes, Eurotiales, Aspergillaceae. Gene Ontology annotation, molecular function: oligopeptide transmembrane transporter activity. Gene Ontology annotation, biological process: transmembrane transport. The transcript has 3 exons. The record is from RefSeq and is a predicted model, not a curated record.
AUGGACUCCAAAGAGCUGGAUACCGAAGCUAUCAAGCCCGCGCUCAUCCCAACAGAUGAGGAGGUAGGCGAAGGUCGCUUGGACAAGAUCGAGCUGGAAAAGGACGAAGAGAACAAGAAUGAAGAGUUUAGCUAUGAAUCGCAUCGCUCUCCGUUUCCCGAAGUGAGGGCUGUCGUCCCCGAGACAGACGAUCCUACGAUGCCAGUGAAUACCGUUCGAAUGUGGAUCCUGGGCAUCAUUUUCACCAUGUUCGGCUCAGGUAUUAACCAAUUCUUCUCGCUGCGGUAUCCAUCAGUGCAUAUCGUAGCCCUGGUGGCCGAACUACUAGCCUAUCCGAUGGGUGUAUUCCUCGCAAAGACACUCCCUCUCACAUCCAUCAGUCUCGGUCCUCUGGGAACGUUCGUUCUCAAUCCCGAUAGAUCGUUCAACAUCAAGGAACACGCUCUCAUCGUAAUUAUGAGCAAUGUCUCCUUCGGCUAUGCCACCGCAGACUCAACGAAUAUCAUCCAAGCAGCGAGUAAAAACUUCUACGACUUCAACCUCAAACCAGGCUUCUACGUCCUCAUCGUCCUCGUCGCCCAACUCCUCGGCUUCGGCGUCGCAGGUCUCGCUGCCCCAUGGCUCGUCGAACCGGCUCGCAUCAUCUGGCCCGGCGUGCUCUCAAAUUGCGCCAUGCUAGAGACUUUGCACUCACGCGCAAACCGCGUCGCAGACGGCUGGCGCAUCUCCCGUCUCCGAUUCUUCAUGUACGUCAUGACUGGCGCAGGUCUCUGGUAUUUCUUCCCCGGACUGAUCUUCACUGCCCUCUCCUACUUCACCUGGGUUUGCUGGAUCGCGCCGAAGAACGUCAUCGUCAAUCAACUCUUCGGUAUGCAGACCGGUUUGGGUCUGAGUCCGAUUACUUUCGACUGGAGCCAGAUCGCCUAUAAUACGAACCCGCUCCUCUCGCCCGCAUGGGCCGCAUUGAAUGUCUUUGCUGGAUUUGCCUUUUUCUACUGGAUCGUCACCCCGGCUCUUUACUACACCAAUACCUGGUAUACUGCAUAUCUCCCACUGAUGACUGCCGAUGUAUAUGACAACACUGGCGCGGUCUACGAUACAUCCCGAGUCAUCUCAGCGGAUAACACUCUCGACAUAGCAGCGUAUCGCAAGUAUUCACCUCCCUACUUAAGCGCGACUUUCGCUUUCGUGUACGGGCUCUCAUUCGCCGCCAUCACUUCCGUCCUGAGCCAUAUCGCUAUCUGGCACAGUCGAGAUCUUUGGGCUGCUAUGAAAGGACGUAACAAGCUAGACAUUCACGCUCGUCUGAUCCGUGCCUCAUACCGCCGGACACCGUGGUACUGGUAUGCGGCCAUCAUCGUGGUUAUUAUGGCCAUGGCCAUUGCCAUGGUUGAAGUCUACGAGACUAAGCUACCUGUUUACGGUAUCUUCCUGGGUCUGUUCAUCCCCGCUAUAUAUAUGGUUCCUUGUGGAAUAGUACAGGGCAUCACGAACGUGGACGCAAAUCAGCUGAAUGUGCUCGCGGAGUUUAUUGGCGGGUACAUGUUCGAAGGAAAGCCAUUGGCGAAUAUGAUUUUUAAGAUCAUUUCUACGGAUGUCGUGGGACAGGGUGUAUACUUUGCGAUGGACAUGAAGUUGGCGCAUUAUUUGAAGGUGCCGCCGAGGAUUUGUUUCGUAGCGCAGGGUGUCGCUACUAUCCUCGGUGCGCUGACCCAGGCCGGUGUUACGUUAUGGAUGCUGGGGAAUAUUUCAGGCAUUUGCGAGUCUGAUCAGUCAGAUGGGUUCACGUGUCCGAAUGGAAGGACGGUGUAUUCGUCUUCCGUUAUUUGGGGUCUUGUUGGGCCGAGAAGGCUUUACUCGGCCGGCAAAAUCUACUCUUCUUUGUUGCACUUUUUCUGGAUUGGAGCUCUGGCUCCGGUUGUGACGUUUUUGCUCUACCGGUAUACCAGGAAGCAAUUCUGGAAGUUUAUCAAUUGGCCUUUGAUCUUCGUGGGCACUUAUAAUGUUCCGCCUGCUACCGGUAUAAAUUACUCCAGUUGGGCUGUGGUCAACUUUAUCUUCAAUCACUUCAUUAAGCGUCGCUUCUUUGGUUGGUGGACAAAGUAUAACUACAUUCUCGCUGCUGCACUUGAUACUGGUCUCGCGCUAAGCGGCAUUAUCAUCUUCUUCUGCAUCUCGUAUCCAGGCGCUACUUUUCCUGACUGGUGGGGGAAUACUGUGUACCUGAACACUGCAGAUGCGGAGGGUGUAUCAUUCAAAGCAAUGCCAGCAGUUGGCUAUUUUGGGCCUGCCAAUGGGACGUGGAGUUGA